UCAUUGUUUGCGGCUCAGCGCUGCUCAGCACCGCCGGGCGGAGUGAGAGGAGACGGGUCAGAGGAAAAUGGCGGACGGUGUGGAUCACAUCGAUAUCUACGCCGACGUAGAGGAGGAAUUCAACCAGGAAGCAGACUACCCAGUCCACGAACAGAUCGACCUGUAUGAUGAUGUUAUAUCCCCAUCAGCCAACAAUGGUGACGCCCCAGAGGACCGCGACUACCUGGACACACUGCCCACACCAGGUGGCUCAGAGGGAGGGAAGAGUGCACCACCCAACGUGGUGUACACCUACACUGGCAAAAGGAUUGCCCUGUACAUAGGAAACCUCACAUGGUGGACGACAGACGAGGAUCUGACAGAAGCUAUCCGGUCGGUAGGCAUCACAGAUGUGCUGGAGAUCAAGUUCUUUGAAAACAGAGCCAAUGGACAGUCGAAAGGGUUUGCGCUGGUGUGUGUGGGCUCGGAGGGAUCAUCCAGGAAGUUAAUGGAGCUGCUGUCAAAGAGGGAGCUCCAUGGUCAGAAUCCCAUCGUCACGCCGUGCAAUAAACAGUCCCUCAGCCAGUUUGAGAUGCAGUCACGCAAAAGUAAGCAGAUGUCUGGAGAAGGUAAAGCUGGUCCCCCUGGCGCUGGCCCUCGUGGGGGUUUCCCCAUGGGUCGAGGCAGAGGCAGGUUCCCUGGACCACGGCCCGGAGGAGACCGCUUCCCUGGUCCCGUUGGGCCCGGAGGACCACCACCACACUUCCCUGGCUCGGGGAUGAGACCAGAUCUGAUUAGGCACCAAGAUGGCCCUCUGAUGGAUAUGGGUUUCAAUCCCUUCCCGCCGGGGGGUAGGAACGGGAGCUGGCGUGGCAGAGGUGGCAUGCAGGGUCCUCCACGCCCCCCUCCUGGUCCUCCUGGCCCCCCUGGUCCUCCAGGACCUCCACCUCCAGGUCAGGCCCCCCCUCCCCUUGCUGGUCCUCCAAAUCGUGGUGACCGGCCUCCUCCUCCUGUUCUCUUCCCUGGUCAGUUUGGCCAGCCUCCAAUGGGACCCCUGCCCCCAGGCCCCCCUCCUCCAGGUUACGGCCCUCCCCCUGGUCCCCCACCCCCUCAACAGGGCCCGCCACCCCCGGGACCAUUCCCUCCACGGCCCCCAGGCCCUAUUGGGCCCCCAAUGGCUUUGGCUCCACCGCCACACAUGCCAGGUCCCCCGCCAGGUGGACCACCACCCGCACCCCAUGUCAACCCUGCCUUUUUUCCCCCACCUGGCAACAACAACAUGCCCCCCAACGACAGCCGAGGCCCCCCAGGACCAAACGACCCAUACGGACGCCCGCCACCAUAUGACAGAGGGGACUACGGUCCUGGAGGCCGGGACAUGGAGGCGUCACGGACCCCUCUGAGUGAGGCAGAGUUUGAGGAGAUCAUGAACAGGAACAGAGCCAUCUCCUCCAGUGCCAUAUCCAGAGCGGUGUCUGACGCAAGUGCAGCUGACUAUGGCAGUGCUAUAGAGACCCUGGUGACAGCUAUCAGUCUGAUUAAACAGUCCAAAGUGUCAGCAGACGAUCGCUGUAAGGUCCUCAUCAGCUCCCUGCAGGACUGUCUCCACGGCAUUGAGUCAAAAAGCUACGGUUCUGCCUCCAGACGGGAACGUUCCAGGGAACGAGACCACAGCCGCUCCAGAGAAAAGAGCAGACGGCACAAAUCCCGCAGUCGGGACCGGCAUGAGGACUAUUACCGAGAACGCAGCCGAGAGCGGGACCGCCAUCGCGAGAGGGACAGAGACCGAGACCGCGAGAGAGAGAGGGAGAGAGAGUACCGUCACCGCUAGACGGGAGGGGAGCUAACGAGGAUCAAGGAUGGAUGGAAGGAAAAGGAGGAAGUGCGCCACCACCUCCCCACCCUGCAUGACCGGACAGGAUUUACAACCACCACCUCUUCCUCCACCCCUCCAUCUCUCCUCUCCUCUCCGUCUCCACCCAUCCUUCUCUCUGUCUGUUCAUCUUGUCUGCCUGAAUAAGAGCAGUGGAUGGAAGACCCUGACCUGUGUAAGGCUAUGUUAUCCAAACAUCUAUUCUCAUGGUAACUAAAGAUGAAAGAAAAGAAACUUUCCAAACAGUUCUUUUAUUUUUACGAUGUUUUAUUUGACAUGAAGAUGACUACGUGUGAUGCUUUUUUGCAAAGAAACAAUAAAAAAAAAUGGCCCAUGCAGCCCCCUAACCAGAAGACACAAACAUUAUAUCCUAUUUGUUUUUUUAUUUUUCCUUGGCUCGCUGUACUGUGUACAUUCAGUUUAGAGAUCAGUUUUUAUAGGGUACAUCUCUGAUGUGUUCUCCCCACCCCUCCCUCUCAUUCUCAUUUAUCCUUUUGUUGUUAGUAUGUUUGUAAAUGUCUCUCUGCUUUUGAUUAAAAACUAGAUGGUGUUGUAAUAAAAAAUGUUUACUGAGGUACUCGAUGCAUUUUGGUGAAUUCCUCUACAUGUUUGGCUCAUUUAUAUUAAAUGUGUAUUUUGGACUGCAAA
Molecule: messenger RNA, 2500 nt
Organism: Plectropomus leopardus (leopard coralgrouper)
Lineage: Eukaryota; Metazoa; Chordata; Actinopteri; Perciformes; Serranidae
Source: RefSeq, a predicted model, not a curated record